This is a messenger RNA of Canariomyces notabilis, 1080 nucleotides long. RefSeq lists its product as uncharacterized. The record is from RefSeq and is a predicted model, not a curated record. Gene Ontology annotation, cellular component: membrane. Lineage: Eukaryota; Fungi; Ascomycota; Sordariomycetes; Sordariales; Chaetomiaceae. The transcript is spliced from 4 exons. Bases 1 to 1080 code for a protein of 359 amino acids.
AUGGAGACUGGGGAAUAUGUCCCGGGCAGCGUCUACUUCUACGCCCCAAACAAGGGCGCGCCAGUGUUCUUCGCCGUUGGCUUCUGCCUCUCCGGACUCUUCCACAUAUACCAAUGCAUCCAUUACCAAAGUUGGAGACUGACAGGCCUCUACGUCUUCUGUUCCAUCCUAUUCACGGCCGGCUUCAUCGUCCGCGAGAUAGGCGCCUUUGACUACGGGAACCUGGUCAAGUACAUCGUCAGCAUAUGCCUCAUCUACGCCGCUCCUCCCAUCCUCGAACUAGCAAACUACAACAUCCUCGGCCGCAUCCUAUACUACGUCCCAUACCACUCGCCCAUCCACCCGGGGCGGGUCAUCACCACGUUCGCCUUCAUCUCCUUCAUCGUCGAAGCUCUGAACGGCACGGGCGUGUCGUACAGCGUGAACCAGUCGCUGUCGUCGUCGCAGCAGGAGAUCGGUCGCUCGCUGCUCAAGGCGGCGCUGGUGAUCCAGCUGGGGGUGCUUUUCCUGUUCCUGUUGCUCGCGGGGACUUUUCACGUGCGGUGCCGGCGGGCGGGCCUGUGCGGCGGCAAGAACCCGGAUAACCCGAACGGCAAGAAGCUUGCGAGCGCGCUGUACACGCUGUACGCGUCGACCACGCUGCUAGGCGUGCGCACUAUCUUCCGCGUCGUCGAGUACUUUGCCAUAGCCCAGCACAACUUUUGGGAGCCGGGACUGGAUCCUAGCAGCUUGAGUGUCGUCAUCCGGUACGAGUGGUACUUUUAUGUCUUUGAGGCAUCGCUCAUGCUCGUCAACCAUGUCAUGAUCAACCUCCGCCACCCCAGGCGGUACCUACCUAAGAGCGCAAAGACGUAUCUCAGCGUCCUGGACGGCAAGACCGACGUCACGGGCCCGGGCUACGAGGACGGUCGGCCGUUUUGGCAGACGCUGGUGGAUCCUUUUAAUCUGGCUGGUUUGGUGACCGGCGGAAAGAGCGAAAGGCAGAAGAGGUUCUGGGAGGAGGAAGGUGGGCGUGGUGGGGAUCAUGAUGCCGCGGUGAAGGGCAGUCAGAACUUGAAGAUGGGGGACGACACGGUUUAG